Equus quagga is the source of this 597-nucleotide messenger RNA. It is a transcript of the gene ANKRD7, whose product is annotated as ankyrin repeat domain 7. The record is from RefSeq and is a predicted model, not a curated record. Gene Ontology annotation, molecular function: protein binding. NCBI's taxonomy places the organism in Eukaryota, Metazoa, Chordata, Mammalia, Perissodactyla, Equidae. The transcript is spliced from 6 exons.
AUGAAAAAGCUUUUCAUCUUCUGGAGAAGGAAGCAUGAUACCAGGCUGCCCACUGAGCUGGGCUAUGACCUUCGAGAUAAGGAUUUCAAGAAAUUUCCCAAGGCUGCCUCAGUAAGGGAUUUGGAGAAGGUGAAGGAGUAUCUUCAAAUAAAAGUUUAUUGAGUGUCAGUUCAGGCUAAAACCUACCAAUUAACACCUUUGCACCUGGCCUGUGCUAAUGGAUAGUCAAAUGUUGUAUCUCUUUUAAUUGAGAAACAAUUCAAAAUGAAUGUCUGGGAUAGUAAAAACAGAUCUCCAUUGGCCAAGGCAGCACAGUGUGAAAAGGAGAAUUGUGCUUCUGUUCUUCUAGACCGUGGUGCAGACCCAAAUCUGGUGGAUUCAGAUGACAAUACUGCUCUCCAUUAUGCUGUCUGUGGUCAAAGUGUCUCAUUAGUCAAAAAGUUGAUUUAACACGGAGCUCAUCUUGGAGCUCAAAAUAAAGAUGUGUAUACUCCACUUUUACUUGCCAUUACUGAAAAUAAGGCAGAAAUGGUAGAAUUUCUUCUACAGAGAGGGGCAGAUGUCAAUGCUUUAGCUAAGAAUCAAAGGUAUAAUUAA